Messenger RNA from Coniophora puteana RWD-64-598 SS2, 4850 nucleotides. Its product is annotated as glycoside hydrolase family 13 protein. The transcript has 13 exons. The record is from RefSeq and is a predicted model, not a curated record. Gene Ontology annotation, molecular function: amylo-alpha-1,6-glucosidase activity; 4-alpha-glucanotransferase activity. Gene Ontology annotation, biological process: glycogen catabolic process. NCBI's taxonomy places the organism in Eukaryota, Fungi, Basidiomycota, Agaricomycetes, Boletales, Coniophoraceae. The coding region runs from base 30 to 4805 and encodes 1591 amino acids.
UUUCAUUCCCUCCCUCCCAUUCUCUUUCGAUGGCGAGGAGCAAUGCAGGCAAAGCGGGUCUCUCCCUCCAGACAGAUAACUCCCAACCGAUCACGCCUGUGACAGCUCCCCUCGCGACGCCCAAGACACCCGCAGAUGAGGGCAAGGAGUUCUUCAUGAGUGAUGUGGGCGUGUCGGACGAGCCGAUACGCGUCUACGAGCUUCGCUUAGAUCCUGAUGGUGGUCCCAACAGAGAUAGAUCGUACAUAAGGCUGCCUCCAGCUUACGUACCAUACAUUCUGCGCGUCUCCCUUGAUGCAGGGACGCCGGCAUCUAGGAACGGUCUUUUCAAAACCAACUUCCCUUUGGACGGCGGUGCCUUCGGUCGCGACAAAUUUUGCGAACGCAAGCUACCAACUGACUUUUCCAAGCCCAUACGCGUUGAUCUUCCCAUUUCCCAUGCUGGUGCGUUUAAAUACUGGGUCGAAUACGAUGAUGGCGCUGCUCCUGGCGAGCGUAUCCGAGGGCGAGAAGGUUAUUUUAACAUCGACCCUAUCCUGCGGACCUCGGUACGCAAGCCUAUCCUUUCCCCAGACCUCAAACCACUAUCACCUACCGAUGGAGGCGCGAAGGUGACUUUUGAGAAGACCAACCUCCCCUUAGACGGCCUCGCAAUCGUAACUCUGGUUUCCAAAUGGAUGGGUCCUAUUUCUGGCUGGCACAAGCACUUCGCGGAGGCGAGCGAUCGUGGUUACACGAUGAUCCACUGGACACCUCUGCAAGAGCGUGGACAUAGCGAUAGCCCUUACUCAAUACGUGACCAGCUCAAGUAUGAUCCCUCCGCCUUUGAAGAUAACUUAGGCGCGGAUGGCGGUAAAGCUGAUAUGGAGAGAAUUCUCAAGAUAGCUCAAGACGAAUAUGGCCUUCUAGGCUUGACUGACGUCGUGCUUAACCAUACCGCAGAUGAUACACCUUGGCUAAAGGAUCACCCAGAAGCUGGUUACAGUCCCAAGAACACUCCUCACCUCGCACCUGCGCUUGAACUCGACACUGCUAUCAUCGAAUUCUCUGCAACAUUGGCCGCCAAUGGUCUUCCCACCCAGAUUGCUUCCUCAGAUGAUAUCGACAAGCUCAUAACUGCUCUUGAAAAGCACUUGGAGUCCCUUGAUAUGUGGCAGUAUUACGCCUUGGACGUCACAGCCGAGAAGAAGUCUGUCAGGACUGCUAUCGAGGAUGGGAAAGUCACUGCCUGGAAAGGAGACGAUGUUGCGGGCAACUCAGUUGUCUCUCUCGCACAAUCUGUCAUUGCGUCUGGUAUCAUCGAUGGCUACCGUGCGCUUGGAUCCCGCUUCGGGACAAAGACUAACGGUGCAACCGCUGCUGGCCUCACGAAAGCGGCCUUCGUCAAUUUGGGCGAUGACGCUGAGGCUCUGGCCGAGGCAUGGGGGCGUAUUGUUGACGUCAUCAACGUGGAUUUAUACGCAGAGUGGAAAGAAGACACAAAGAUUGCUAUUGAAAGUAUCAAAAACCGCGUACGAUAUACUAGGUUGGAUAAGAAUGGACCCAAUUUAGGUGAAAUCACUCGAGAGCUACCUUUGGUCGAGGCGUACUUUACUCGUAUCUCGCCGGGGGUCGAGUCGGAUCCCUUCACUUAUUCGCUCGCUAACAAUGGCUGGAUAUGGAACGCCGAUCCCUUGCAGAACUUUGCAUUGCCACCAUCGAAAGCGUACCUCCGUCGCGAGGUUAUUGUCUGGGGCGACUGCGUCAAACUGCGCUAUGGGGAUAGCCCUUCAGACAACCCUUGGCUCUGGUCUCACAUGCAGUCCUACGUUGAGAGCCUCGCUCAAGGAUUCCAGGGCUUCCGCAUCGAUAACUGCCAUUCGACACCUCUGAACGUCGGCAUCCACAUGUUGGAUGCUGCCCGCGUUGUUAACCCGAACCUCUAUGUUUGUGCCGAGCUUUUUACUGGAAGCGAGGACAUGGACCUUGUCUUCGUCCGCCAACUUGGUAUUAACAGCUUGGUGAGAGAAGCUGGCAAUGCAUGGGACCCCAAAGAAUUCUCAAGGAUUCUAUAUCGCUAUGGACUCGGCAAGCCUAUCGGGUCUAUGGACGGUGCUUGCCUUCUGAGCAAGGAAGAACUCCAACCACCCUUUGGAAGCGGUCCCACACGCCAGUGCGAGGUUAGCCCCUUGAAUGGGUCCAUGCCACACGCCCUCCUGUACGACUUGACACACGACAACGAGUCGUAUCUUGAUAAACGUUCGGCGGAAGAUGCUUUGUCUACAGCUGGCCUGGUGACCUUCGCAAGCUGUGCUAUUGGGUCGGUGAAGGGCUUCGACGAUCUCUAUCCGAAGUUGCUGCAUCUCGUUGCCGAGAAGCGCCAGUACGAGCUCACCAAUCAAGAAGUGACCUCAGGCAUUGCAAGGGCUAAACGCCUUCUUAACAACUUGAGACGGGAGAUGAUCCUUGGUGACUACUAUGAGGGCCAUGUACACCAAGAAAACGAUUACAUUGUCAUGCACCGGGUUCAGCCCAGUACUCAGAAGGGCUAUGUGCUCGUUGCUCACACCGCGUUCUCAAAGGGGUCGAAGGAUAGGGGCUUCAUAAACCCCAUCAAGCUGCGUCGCACCAAAGCCAAUUUCAUCUUCGGUGCCUCAGUUGGCAUAUCUUCGUAUGAUACCCCGAAGGAUGACAAGCUCCUUAAGGGUCUUCCCAGCCAGCUGCUCGACAUAGCUAAGGUGGUUGUACCUCAAGGGCUCGAUGAAGAGGGCCCCUACUGCGAGAUUAUUGUCCCCGAAUAUUUCCCGCCCGGAAGCAUCAUGAUCUUUGAAACACAGCUCCAAGGAUACGAUCAGGACCUCGAUUCAUUCUGCGCAUCUGGUGCCCAAGAGGCGUUUGAUGAGCUUGAUCUUGUCGAUCUCAACGUGAUUCUAUAUCGUGCUGAUGGGGAGGAGAGAGACGCCACCGGAGGGGAGUUUGGUGUCUAUAAUGUCCCUGGGCUUGGAAAGUUCACGUACUGCGGUCUGGAAGGGUGGAUUCACCCGCUCAGACGUAUCAUGCAGUUCAAUGAUCUUGGUCACCCCCUGUGCGCCCACCUUAGAGACGGGACGUGGUCGUUUGACUACAUUCAAUCAAGAUUAGUCAAACAAGUCUACAACUUUCCUCGACUUACGAAACCGGCUGAAUGGUUCAAAGCUCGCUUUGACCGGAUUAAAGCUAGUGUUCCCCCUUUCAUGCGGCCGAAAUACUUUGCUCUGGUGAUCUCAGAAGCUUACAAGACCGCGCGACGCUGCGCUAUUGAACAGUGUUCUGAGUUUGUAUCCACCGGGCAUGACUUCACGCAGGCGCUUGCCCUGUGUUCUGUCCAGAUGCAUGGUAUGGUUCAUUCUGCCUCUCUUGAUCCAAGCAAGCCUACACCCUCGUUGGCUGCCGGGCUACCUCAUUUCACUACCAGCUGGGCGAGGUGUUGGGGUCGGGACGUUUUCAUUUCGCUGAGAGGUUUAUUCCUGACCACUGGUAACUUUGAGGGAGCGAGGAAGCACAUUCUCGCAUUCGCGUCAACGCUGAAGCAUGGGUUGAUUCCUAAUCUGCUGGACUCCGUUCGCAACCCCAGGUAUAACUCUCGUGACUCGCCCUGGUGGAUGGUCCAAAACAUCCAGGAUUAUGUGAACAAAGCGCCUGAUGGCAUUUCAAUUCUGUUUGAGUCUGUCAAGCGUCGCUUUCCGAAGGAUGACACCUGGGUGCCUUGGAACGAUCCGAAGGCCUAUGCCUACUCAAGCACCAUCGCCGAGAUCCUCCAAGAGAUUCUCCAGCGCCAUGCCGAUGGCAUUUCUUUCCGCGAACACAAUGCUGGCCCAAACCUCGACAUGCAAAUGAGAGACGAGGGCUUCAAUAUCGACAUCAAGGUAGACUGGUCAACAGGCAUUAUCUUUGGCGGCAAUGCGUUCAACUGCGGGACCUGGAUGGAUAAGAUGGGCGAGUCGGAGAAGGCAGGGACAAAGGGGCUUCCCGGUAGCCCUCGUGACGGUGCACCAAUUGAAAUCACUGGUCUCCUCAAGAGCACGCUGAGGUGGCUAGCAGAGCUUUCAACAGCCAAUAAAUUCCCUUUCAAGGGCGUAGAGGCUAAGAUCUCUGGAAAACGCGUCCUUGUCACUUAUGAGGAGUGGAAUAACCUCUUACAAGAAUCCUUCGAGAAAUGCUAUUAUAUCCCUGCGGACCGCUCCGCAGACUCGGCGUACAACCUUGAUCCCAAGCUUGUGAAUCGGCGGGGUAUCUACAAGGAUGUUUAUGGGUCGGGGGCUGGGCGCGAAUGGUCGGACUACCAGCUGCGUCCUAACUUCCCGAUCGCCAUGGUAGUGGCCCCUGAGCUGUUCAAUGAAGAGCAUGCCUUGGGUGCAUUGCGUAUUGCCGAUGAAUGGUUGCGGAGCCCAUUGGGCAUGAAGACCCUUGAUCCUGGCGACAUGCAGUACCGUCCAACAUAUGAUAAUUCCAACGAUUCCGAUGAUGCUGCCACCGCCAAAGGCCGGAACUAUCAUAACGGACCUGAGUGGGGUUGGCCACUAGGCUACUUCCUCCAAGCAUACCUUCAUUUUGAUACGCAGGUGGGAUCGGGUAAAGAUGAUCCCACCAACACCCUUCAUCACCUGCAUAAGGCUCUGCUCAGUUUGCGAGAACAUAUCAUCAAUGACCCUUGGGCUGGUAUCCCUGAAUUGACAAACAAGGAUGGCGCCUAUUGCGCUGACUCGUGCAACACUCAGGCGUGGAGUUCUAGCACGCUGCUUGACUUCUUGGAGGCGGUUCAUAUGAUGGGAUCUAACGAACACUGAUUAGACAGGGGGACAUUCUUUAACGUACGUUAUAAUUAGAUCGGG